GCCGAUGUGACGCACCAAUCAUCUUGAGACAGUUUGACCUUCAAGUGCUCACAACCUCUAUCAGUGGAAGAUACCCCUGAAGCGUUGCUGAGGAUCGUCCUGGUUGCGGAAAUUGGAGUGAAUAAAAUGACAAGUUUUAUCAAGCUAAUCUGCUUCCAAUUCUCCUCAUCAGUAAAGCUAAGCGUCUCACGUUUCCCCUCUCAACAACUGCCAGUAAGGCCACAUCGUUCAGUUAGUUCAGCGAGUAACAGCUCUGUCACCACAUCAGAAAAACGUGGAAACCUUCCACCAGCUAGUGUAGCUGAGAAAGUAAAACAAACGACCAGAGAUGUUGGAUAUUUUACGGUAGUUCUUGGUGGCUUUGUGCUUACAGGCACCAUUUUAUAUGCAAUAACGCAGGAACUUUUUUCAUCCAGGAGCCCUAAUGGUGUUUAUAACAAUGCCUUCAAAAUUUGUAAAACUGACAGUCGAGUGCGUUUAUUGUACUUAGUCUUCUUGGAAGUUCUCUCAAGGCUCGUACCAGCCCCGACAGUCGUCGUAGAAGACAAACUAUUGCCUAUGACUCAUGGUAUGAUGACAAAGGUCGACUGCAUAUGGCAAUGAAAUUUUACAUUAAAGGUAAUUUGGCAUCUGGUGUAGUUUAUCUCGAGGUUGUAGAAAAUGAAUCUAAAGAAUUUGAUUAUCGAUAUCUAAUUGUCGAAACAGAAGGUGGUUUCUCAAAGAAACAAAUUAUACUUCGUUCAUUCUCGGAAGUUGAUAAUCCUAAUUUAUAAGUGAUCAAUGGUUAAAUGUACUAGAAAAAAAAACGCAAAUUUGAUAUCAUUUUGUACACAUGAAUAAUAAUCUAUACACGUUUAGCCAAUACAAAA
Molecule: messenger RNA, 869 nt
Organism: Schistosoma spindalis
Lineage: Eukaryota; Metazoa; Platyhelminthes; Trematoda; Strigeidida; Schistosomatidae
Source: the annotation of a GenBank genome assembly